UGCACUGGGACCGGACCGGUGGAGGAAGUCAUGGUAGUUCCUAACUUCCUACCUGGUACAAAUUAUUUUUGUAUAGGCGUGUGAAGAGUCAGGACCGCACGCAGGCAUCUACUAAAGUAGUUAGGCACACAAGGUAGCAAGAAUCUUCAUUCAUAAGCUCAUAUACCCAUCUCCAGUACCAUUCUGCCUCUUCUCAACAACUGCAAAUCAGAAGCUAGAAGAUGGAGAACACCCUUGUCCUGUAUCCAGCACCAGGAAUAGGCCAUAUGAUCUCGAUGCUGGAGCUGGCCAAGUUAAUCCUUCGCCACUACAGCAACAAAUUCUCAAGAAUCCACAUCCUCAUCACCACUGGCUUUCGUGACAUCAAAUCAACUUACCUUGACUACAUUUCCAGGACUAAUCCCUGCAUUAUCUUCCACCAAUUCCCCUUCAUUCAAGCGGAUUUCUCUUCUAAUCUCAGUCCACCUGCCAUUGCGUUCAAAUUCAUCCGCAAGAAUGCUCCCAAUGUCCACCAUGCUCUCCAGGAAAUCUCUAAGACAUCAUCCAUUAGGGCUAUGAUCAUUGAUUUUUUCUGCACAUCAGCGAUGCCUUAUUCCAAUAAUCUUGGCACCCCGGUUUACUAUUUCUUUACUUCUGGUGCUGCAGCUCUUGCUCUUUAUCUGUACUUUCCCACAAUCCACAAGCAAACAAGUGAAAGCUUUAAAGAUCUUGUUCAGACUAAGUUUGAUGUUCCAGGGUUGCCUCCUAUACCAGCAACACAUAUGCCUGAGCCAGUGCUGGACAGAGUUGACCCUGCCUCUGAUGAUAUACUAUAUUUUUCUGUUCAUCUCCCUAAGAGUAGUGGUAUCAUAGUUAACACAUUUGACGAGCUAGAACCUAUUGCUUUGAAGGCAAUUACAGAUGGUCUGUGUGUUCCUGAUGCUCCUACUCCACCCCUAUACAACAUUGGGCCAUUGAUAGCUGAAGCUGAUAGUAGACCAGCUGAAGAUGGUGAUGAAGGUAUUGACUUGGAUCAGAGUGAUUGCUUCUCAUGGCUUGAUAGACAGCCGAACAAAUGUGUAGUGUUCUUGUGCUUUGGAAGCCGAGGAACUUUCUCAGUUGAGCAGAUAACGGAGAUUGCUAAAGGGUUGGAAAGAAGUGGUAAGAGAUUCCUGUGGGUUGUCAAAAAACCUCAAGGCGACAACAAAAGCACACAGGUUAAUGGAUCAGGUGGUUUUGAGAUUGACAGCAUACUACCAGAGGGGUUUCUGGAGAAAACCAAAGGUAUAGGCCUGGUUGUGAAGUCAUGGAUACCUCAGAUGCAGGUGCUGAGACACCCUGCAGUGGGGGGAUUUGCGACUCACUGUGGGUGGAACUCAAUCUUGGAAGCCGUGGUUGCAGGUGUGCCGAUGGUGGCUUGGCCGCUAUAUGCUGAACAGCAUGUUAACAUGGCUGCACUGGUCCAAGACAUGAAGAUGGCAAUUCCAGUGGAGCAAGGCAAUGAUGGCAUUGCAAGUGCGGAGGAGGUCGAAAAAAGGAUUAGAGAAUUGAUGGAUUCAGAGAGAGGACAAGAGCUUAGAGAGCUGAGCAAGAUGAUAAGAGACAUAGCUGUUGAAUCUGGGCAACAUUUAGGCUCUUCUAGUAUUGCCCUUUCUAACUUGAUUCGCGUUUUGUUUGGAAACUAAAAGCAACCAAAAUUCCCCAAUCCCUCCCUACAUCUUUCAGGGCUCCCAUUUCUUUGGCUAGACCCAAAAAGCUUCAAGUCUUUGAGCUGUAUUUAAGAUAAUAAAACAUUGAUUAUCGAA
Molecule: messenger RNA, 1784 nt
Organism: Coffea arabica (coffee)
Lineage: Eukaryota; Viridiplantae; Streptophyta; Magnoliopsida; Gentianales; Rubiaceae
Product: UDP-glycosyltransferase 88F5-like
Molecular function (GO): UDP-glucosyltransferase activity
Source: RefSeq, a predicted model, not a curated record